AAGGUGAUGUGCCUCUGGCACAGUACGGAUGAAGAGCGUUCUCUCGCGGAUCGUCAGCCGGGCCAAACGAGUGGUUUCGCGCCGGUAUUUGAGCCUGACGACGAUGGCCAAGAGCAAGUUCGAGUACGUGAAGGAGUUUGAGCGAGACGACAAUUGUCUGCCGAACUGCUGGAUUGUGAUUCGAAUAGACGGCAGGAAUUUCUCGAGGUUCUGUGACACGCAGAAGUUCGACAAGCCGAACGACGUGGCCGCACUCCAGCUGAUGAAUCGCGCCGCUAUCACCGUUAUGGAGGAUUUCAAGGAGAUUAUAUUGGGUUUUGGCCAGAGCGACGAAUACUCAUUUGUCUUCCGAAAAGACACGCAGCUUUACAAACGCAGAGCGUCAAAAUUAAUGUCUAACGUAAAUUCGUUAUUUGCCUCGGCGUACGUUUAUCACUGGCCCAGUUUUUUCAGUGACAAAAAAUUAUAUUAUCCACCUUCAUUUGACGCUCGUGUUGUAUUAUAUCCAACCGAUAAAAAUUUAAGAGAUUAUCUGGCUUGGCGACAAGCUGACGUACAUGUUAAUAACUUGUAUAAUACUUGCUUUUGGAAUCUUAUUCAGAAGGGAAAAUUAACUCCGAAUCAGGCAGAUGAAAAACUUAGAGGCACACUGGCAUCACAUAAGAACGAGUUGCUUUUUCAAGAAUUUGGUAUAAAUUAUAAUAAUGAACCGCCUCUGUUUCGAAAGGGUACAACGCUUAUUCGGAAAUUGGUGUCCGACGGUACAGGAAGAUUGAAACCUGCUGUAGUUCCUUUGGUAGACGAUAUUAUUGGUGAUCGUUUCUGGAAAGAGAAUCCCGAAGUAAUUGGUUUGAAAAGUUUAGCAACUUAUCAACAACCAAACUUAACGAAUAGCAUUAACAAUACAGUGCCUGUGCCCGCUCCUCCUUCUCCUACCAUGACAAAACUGGGAAACGAUGUUUCUCCAUCUUCACAAGUGACCAAUGUAAAUUUAGUUAAUGAAGAAGUGUAUCCUAGUAGAGGCAGAGAGACAAACGGAGAUCAAAGGCAGUGUGAAAGCGAACGUAUUUGUAAGAGAUAAGUUUGUACCUUGUUCUUUUUUAUACAAUAAAAGUAACUUGAAACUAUAUCUA
Temnothorax curvispinosus is the source of this 1133-nucleotide messenger RNA. It is a transcript of the gene THG, whose product is annotated as probable tRNA(His) guanylyltransferase. NCBI's taxonomy places the organism in Eukaryota, Metazoa, Arthropoda, Insecta, Hymenoptera, Formicidae. The transcript is spliced from 3 exons. Gene Ontology annotation, biological process: tRNA modification. The coding region runs from base 29 to 1081 and encodes 350 amino acids. The record is from RefSeq and is a predicted model, not a curated record. Gene Ontology annotation, molecular function: magnesium ion binding; tRNA guanylyltransferase activity.